Molecule: messenger RNA, 956 nt
Organism: Microtus ochrogaster (prairie vole)
Lineage: Eukaryota; Metazoa; Chordata; Mammalia; Rodentia; Cricetidae
Exons: 5
Coding region: 150-956 (268 amino acids)
Source: RefSeq, a predicted model, not a curated record
GAGUCCAGAGCUUCUCAGGGUCUAGGAUGCCAGAGAAAGGAUGGAGAGCAAUCCCCACAAAUCCUGGGGUUUUGUAUAAAGGCAACGGCUAGGAAGUAGGACAUAGCAAAACUCUGCCAACACAGUUGAGUCUGGAUACCAUCCUAAGAAUGCCCCAUUUCAAUAAUUGGAAGAGCACCCAAAUGAGCCAAAGCUUGGUGUCCCAUGACAGCAUCAGGGUUUCUCAUGAGAGGAAGAAGGAGAACAAAAAGCACGAAGACCUUCCAGAAGACCACCACUCCCCCCAUGGUCAGAUGCUACAGGACCUGGAGGGUGUCUGGAGCACUGGGAGCAAAACUAAGGAGGUGGAAGAAGAUGGAGCUGCAGAGGAAGGACCUUUACUUAGUAAAACAGAAUGGCAAAAAGGUGUGAAAGGUCUGACUGACAGCAAGGCUACAGGACGGAGUGGUGAAUUAUCCCCUCCAACAACAAAGAGCUUCCGAAUAUACGAUGCGAGUCCUCUUUCUUCUCCUAACCUGUUGCAGACGGAGAAGAUGUAUCCCCACAGAAGGGCACGUAUGACCCGUCUGCCCCAGCAAGGCCCUUUCCGGCACCUUAUGGACAUGAAGGCAGAGAAGAGAUUGGCAGGCUGGAAGGAACGCCGUAGCCGCUUUGGUGACGUCAGCAUGCACAAGUGCUAUCAGUUUGGACAGAUCUUCUCCCCUUUCCAGGCUCUGGCCACCACGGAGAUGCGAAGGCUGGUGUUGCCCCGAGACUUGCCUGUAAGUUCUCGAAUGCAGAGAAUAAACACUUCAUCCCUCAGUGACAUGAAUCUCCGGGAUUUACCCCUGUCUCCCACAGAGCUGAGCUUGGGAAAGGAUGACAGCCAUCACGAGAAAGAGAAAUCAGUGAGCCACAUGAAGACGCCUUUAUUCCCCCCGAUAGUUAAAGCAACAAAAUAUAACGACAUGAAAUAA